CAGAGAAUUUAUCUUGCAAAUAUUUACUACUGCAGUAAAUAUUUUACUCCUAUGUAAAAUUAUUCCCCUGUAAAUUCUUCAAAGGUUUUGAAACUGAAGAAUGAAGAAGACGAAGCAACAGCAACUGAUGAAAUUGGAACUAGCCAAACCAUUUCUGGAUGCUGAGAGGAUGGAAAGAACGGAUGAUUUCUCAGAAAAUGGGCAGCCGCAUUGUUCACUUUACCUCGAGGAACUCUGCUGGGAGUUACUUCCUUUUUUUGAUGGGGGAGAGAGGGGUAUAAAUCAUACUAUGAUCUAUUCACCGAUUGGAGACUACUUACGUUCCCUUGUGUCCAUGCCGGAACAAGGUGGAAAUCAAGAGAAGAUGUCAUUAAGUUUCUCAUGUCAGUGACCUCUGGAGGCAGCUUAAUCUCUGCAGAUUCAAUUUUCAGUUUGUUUUGGGGGAAUGGAUCAUUGGACUGAUAAGUAGAAAUGGAUUGAGCAAUAGACAGUUAAUUUUCCAAUAGAAGAAUAUAUGCCGUUUGAAGUACCUGUAAUGGUCGAGCAAUAAUACUUGCCUUCAUCACUUCUACAAUGAUAAAGAUGAGUUGGUCAGCACUGAACAUAUGAAAUGCUAUACCCACUGAAUGGAGGUCUACAAAAUCACCAACUAGGAAACAGAAGGAUAUGAGGUGAAUAAGGCCAUGAGAUUUACUUAAGUGACAACUUGGAUUAUGCACAUCUAUUUGAGACCUGGUUUCCAUCUGCAUCUUCAGUGAGCUUGGCUUGGAUAAAGGUUAGGUUGUUGAUUGACAGCUAUGAAUGUGUGUAUGCUUGCGUUAUUUAUUACUGGGGAUGUAAGUUGGAAAUAAAAAUUAAACUUUGAAGAGGAUUAUUUUGAGACAAAUCAAAAUCAGGCACGUGUAGGCCGUAACGUCAUCAUUAGGUGUAAUUAAUUUGAUGCUCUGUGGCUAUACAUGGAUUUAUUUAUCUUCUGCACUUUCCAAACAAUUCUUCUUCUAUCGAGCUUUGGAGUCAUCGCCUCAGUCUGUAUUGAGUUCAAGGUAAACAGUGUAGAUACUUGGGGAAUUUUACUGUAAUAGCGUUUUUGUUAGAACAAUUUAUCAUCAUGUCACUCUAGUAAAACUCUCACUUAAGGUCCUGCAGAUUUUGGAGUUUUAAUUUCCAUUACUAAGGAAUGAUAUACCCAGCCUCGCCUCCUGUACUGGUGAGAAUGGGGGCAGAUCUGCUGUGGUUUAAUGAAAACUCGUAAUUGCUUGAACUUUCAUUUCAGCAUCUUGGCGCUUCCCCUAGGAUAUGAUUCAGAAAUGACUCAAAAAGCUUUAGAUCGCUACUCCAUUUUAUUGGAAGACUUGUCAUUAUUUAAGCAUACGCAUGCAUACAUUUAAUGUGAUUCACCCUUUGAAGGUUUGCUGAAAAAUGAAGUCUGCCUAUUCUAUAAAAUUUACUAAAUGAAGAUAAAAUCUUCCAUUUGUAGUAAGUUGUGCUGAUGUUGGAUCUUGUAAAUAUAAUUUUAUAUGUACUGUUGGAGGGUAACAGAUUGGGUUAACUAAUAAGCAUUCGCUUCCUCUGUUUAUUUCAUCUAAUAGAAAUUGUUUUGUGUUUGAAAAAGACUAUUGUUUUAUGUUGAAUGUCUGUCUGCUAACCUAAGAAACCUGCCUAACCCAAAUUGCUUGUAAAUCUCUUGUCCUCAAGGUUUCGGAAAAAUCAAGAUCCCUGUUGUCACAUCCUUUUCAUCAUUGUCUGGGUCUCUGGGAUAGUGUGGUUUUUCUAAACUUUGAUAGAAGCAUCUAUUAAAAGGAGACACUUGACAUUGACAUGUAGGGUUGAACCGUCUUUGAAUUGCAUGUUAAAUAUCCUAACUGCUUUUGAUUCUGACUCUUGUUGAUCAGAUGGUUCAUUAUACUUUGCCUCUUAGCCAUCCAUGCUCUGAGCUGCCUUCAUAUUUGCAUUAAAUUUCUUGCUAGUUUCAUAUCCACUUAUAAAAUUAAUUGUAAAUUAGGAAUUAGAUUAUGUAUAUGUAACUGACAAAGUGGUGUAAUCAAGAAGUUAUUCUGGAUCAUUUUCUAAAGUUAACAUAUAUAUCUACAAAGUUUGGCUUUCCAUUGUAGAUCAGCAGAGAAUGGCAUCAACGCAGCAUUUGAAACAUCUUUUGUUCCAAACCACCCGUUUCUCCCAGCGUACUAGCUCCAUGGUGGUUUAUUACUUAUACUGAUACCAUUGGUCAGACAAUUUAUGGCAAACGACUCAGAAACAGUGUGGUAUGGUGGCGCUUGGAUAUGUAGCAAGCAACUGAAGCAUUAUAAAGCUUUAUGCACGAACGGAACUAAGAUACCUGUACAUUCAGUAGUAUGGAUCUUGGGUGGUGGAGGAAAAGACUACCUUGGUUAUGUGGAAGAUAUGUAUGAGACUCUCCAGGAGGAGAAAAUGGUAAGAGUGCGAAGGUUUCUUUUCCCCGAGGACAUCCAACAUCUGAUGCCUAAGCUAUGUUCGGAUUCGGGAGAAGUUUUCAUCACUUCAACCAAGGAGCAGCUUAGUGCAAAAGAAAUUGAUGGUCUAGCUUCGGUUUUGGCACCUAUAGAUUUUAAAAAGUGUGACGAAGUUCUUCCCCUUAAUUUGUCACUUAAAAUUUUUACUUGCCAUAGAGAAUUUAAAAGUAACAGUGUCAGCACCUUCAACAUAACUGAAUUAUGUGGCUACUAUGCACAACCCGUUCUCUCCACCCUGAAAUAUUUCUUUCCUGAGCCGAGUGAUGCUAUAGAAAAUUCAACUCAAGAAGGAGAUGACUGUAGUCCUCAGAAUCAAGCAGUUAUAACUUGCAAGAGUAAUGAGAUCCUCAUUGGGGAUCAAAUUGUCUCAGAAGUUGAUGCUGAUCUCCACAAUGUAGCCAAAGAUAAUCAAGCUGCAAAACGUGGACCUGCUAAUCAGUGCUUGAAAAUCAAACAGGCAAUGAAGGGGCCUGUUCAAGAUAAUAAUCCUUUGAUUUGGCCACAGAAUCAAAUGUUGUCUCGCGUCAAUGAAAAUAUUGAGCUUCUUAGUCAGGAUAGUGGUAUGCGUGGCUGCUGGUUUAGGUGCAAGAUCUUGCGCUCAUCAGCAAAGCUUAUGAGAGUUCAAUACUGUGAUGUGACAGAUGCUGACGAAGAUGGGAAUCUGGAGGAAUUGGUGGUGGCACCCAGAGAGGCAGCUACUGAUAGAUUGGGUAUGAGGUGUGCGGGACGCCUUACUGUGAGGCCAUGGCCUAGCUGGUAUUCAUCCGAUGCAAGGUUUGAGGUCGGGGAACCAGUUGAUGUGUGGCAGUGCCCUGGCUGGUGGGAAGGUGUUGUGAUUGGUUUCGACCCGUCUGCUGAAAAUACACUUCAAGUUUACUUCCCUGGCGAGAACAUACUCAAGAGUGUGAAGAAGAGAAACACUAGAGUUUCAAAGGAUUGGGUUGGUGAAAAAUGGGUGGAUAUUAUGGCAAAUCGUGAUAUACUUGCACUGGUAACAUCAUGUCUGAAUGCAAAGCCAAAAGUGUCGCUUCCCGAGAGUUCUGGCGACCGAGAGAGCGAUUGAAGAGCUCGGCGUACACAAACUGUGGAGACUCCAAGAUGCCCAAGCACAGCCACCUAGCCAUUAAGAUUUUAAACGCAGUACAACUGCUGGUGUAUGUGCAUCACAGUAAUGAAUUAUAGUACAUGUUUUUAAGGAAACUGCUUUCCAGCUUUCUUUCUUUGUUCAUUUUUAUCUAUUUCGAUACUUAAAAGAGUCUGAAUUAUGUGUUUUAACCAUCAAGUGUUGGGUCUUAUAAGGUCGAAAUUUACAGUAA
Molecule: messenger RNA, 3805 nt
Organism: Salvia splendens (bonfire salvia)
Lineage: Eukaryota; Viridiplantae; Streptophyta; Magnoliopsida; Lamiales; Lamiaceae
Exons: 8
Coding region: 2236-3552 (438 amino acids)
Molecular function (GO): chromatin binding
Source: RefSeq, a predicted model, not a curated record